AAUAAAGAAACGAUGAGAUAUUUGUUAUCUUUGUGUAUGGUUUGCAACGUAAGAGAUAUUUUAAGGGUGGCGUGGUCUUAUCCGUGUUAUAUAUAUGGGAAGAAGGCUUUGGAGAAAAGUUGAAAGAAGGAAGCAUGUUUUGCGUGUGCAGUGUAUCCAAACCCACAGUGGGGAGUGGGAACAUUCCCCAAAUCUCCGAUUCAGAUUCAAAUUCUCUUCCAACGAAACGUUUUUCCAGCAGAAACAGGGUUCCGAGCGAGCCUCCGAAACCCUCUGUUAUGCAGAUGCAACGCAUUGUCGGCGCCGGAAGCUUCAGAGACACCGAACCCCUUCCUCUACGGGGCUCCGACAUGCGAAAGACGGUGAUGGACUUGUUCCUGGGUCAAGCCAUGGAAGGGAGAGUGCAGAAGAAGAUGAGAGAGACCGGAGAGUGGCUCGACGCUAAUGCCGAGUCCAAAAUCACUUCUUCCAGAAAGGGAAUCUUACUGUUUAUGGUUCAAUGGAUGCUACCGAUUUGGACAAUCUUAUUCCUAAUAGCUUUUGGAGCCAUCGAAUUACCAUUCAGCAACCCCUUCCUCGAUGAUCUACUCAUGUGACCAUACGUCAAAUAUAUGUAUGAUUUUCACAACCUCUUUUUUCUUCCUUUUUGGCUCCAUUAGUUAUCUUCCAUUGUUUUUUUUUUUUGUGAUAUCAGUGUAUACAUGUUUUAUUGCUCUAGAUGGAAAAUAUUUGAAACUUAUUUCUUUUA
This is a messenger RNA of Vigna umbellata (rice bean), 748 nucleotides long. It is a transcript of the gene CRR3, whose product is annotated as chlororespiratory reduction 3. NCBI's taxonomy places the organism in Eukaryota, Viridiplantae, Streptophyta, Magnoliopsida, Fabales, Fabaceae. Gene Ontology annotation, cellular component: chloroplast thylakoid membrane; NAD(P)H dehydrogenase complex (plastoquinone). Gene Ontology annotation, biological process: photosynthetic electron transport in photosystem I. The record is from RefSeq and is a predicted model, not a curated record.